CUCGCCAGUAUAAAAGGCAAUCGUCACCGUGUGGCUGAUCGCAAUAGACUUCCAGGCGUCUUCGCGAGUGAGUAAUAAAAAGUUUCCGUCGAGAAUUUUUUAUAUAGCAUCGUCUCAGCGCUUAUCGUCUAUUGUUUUUUGCGUUACUUACUACAAAGAUCGUUUGGUUUCUUUGGCAACAAAUUGACGAUCUUCCAAUUAGCAUUUUGCUGACAAAAAUUUUUUCCUCAAUUGAGAAAUUAGUGGAAAAUUUGUGAAGUUUUAAUAUUCUCUUCUCUCAAAAAAGAUAAAAAAAAAGAAAAAUGAUGAUCGUCUUCAAGAUUGCCAUUCUCAUCACAAUUCUGGCCACAGAAUCGACAGGUUGUCGAAAUGCAGCACUAAUGAAAACCGGGGUGACUGAACAUGAGAAGCACCAGAUACUGGAGACACACAAUCGCCUACGCCAGUCCGUGGCAAUGGGGCAAGUGCGUGGUCAGCCAGGUGCGCAGAACAUGAUGGAAAUGAAGUGGGACAAUGAAUUGGCGGCCAAGGCUCAGCAGUGGGCAUCUGAGUGCACCUUUGAGCACGACCCCAGUCGCUACCUGAAUCGCUUCACAAUGGGACAGAAUUUGGCCAUCAUGUGGAGCACAGAGCCACUGGGAGAGCACGAAGGAGACUUCCCGUCGCGCAUCCAGAACUGGUUCAACGAGGUGCGUGACUAUGGCUGGGGCAGUUCGUGGUCCCCAAAGACCGGCCACUACUCUCAGCUGGUUUGGGGCGAGACGAAUCUCGUCGGCUGCGGCUUUUCCGAGUACUACGACGGCUACAAGUACAACAAGCUCUGGGUGUGCAACUACGGGCCUGGUGGCAACGUCGUUGGCGUCGAUCCCUACUCAACUGGUAGUCCGGCGUGCCAAAACUACGGCCUCUCUACCUCCAGUCGCUAUCCCGGCCUUUGUGACAAACCUGGCCUGCAGACAAUCUCUUACCAGCCAGCGCAGCAGAACUACAUCUCAGAUUACAACCAGGACAAGUACACGGCACCGCACAAGGCCGAGUACACACGCGUGACGUACAACAAACCCCAGAAGACCUCCUUCGCCAACCAACUCGCCGACUUCACAUGGUCCCAGCCUCAGUCCAACCAACAAUACUACCAGCAGCCUGAGUCCAACCAACAAUACUAUCAGCAGCCUCAGUCCAACCAACAAUUCUACCAGCAGCCGCAGACCGACGUGUACGUCGAGCAGCAACCCGUGCACGACCUCUUCGCCGCCUUCAAGCCCAAGAGCGAGCGCAGUAACGCCCUUCUCACCUACAACUGGGACGCCUUCUUCAACUGAAGACGCGCACAGCAAUGUUUUUCACAUUUAGGCUUAGACUAGGCGCUUUUACUCAUCUUAGAUUUCCCUUAAUGUUAAGGUUGAACAAUGACUGGAUAACUUUAAGGCAUUUAUACAAAUUUUAUAUACACUUUUUUGUAUGUGGACUCAUAUAAUAAACCAUUUUUGCUGGUUCAAAAGAGAUAGAGAAAAAAAACACACUUUUUAAUC
Phlebotomus argentipes is the source of this 1532-nucleotide messenger RNA. RefSeq names its product venom allergen 5-like. Gene Ontology annotation, cellular component: extracellular region. The record is from RefSeq and is a predicted model, not a curated record. The transcript has 4 exons. The coding region runs from base 303 to 1322 and encodes 339 amino acids. NCBI's taxonomy places the organism in Eukaryota, Metazoa, Arthropoda, Insecta, Diptera, Psychodidae.